Molecule: messenger RNA, 546 nt
Organism: Serendipita indica DSM 11827
Lineage: Eukaryota; Fungi; Basidiomycota; Agaricomycetes; Sebacinales; Serendipitaceae
Source: the annotation of a GenBank genome assembly
AUGACCGACGUUCGAAGAAAGCUCGUCAUUGUCGGCGACGGCGCCUGUGGCAAGACAUGCUUGCUCAUCGUCUUUCACAAGGGCGAGUUUCCAGAGGAUUACAUCCCCACUGUGUUUGAAAACUAUGUUGCCGACGUCGAAGUCGAUGGCAAACGCGUCGAGCUCGCGCUGUGGGAUACCGCCGGACAGGAAGACUAUGACCGUCUUCGUCCACUCUCAUAUCCAGACUCGCACGUCAUCCUAAUCUGUUUCUCCAUUGACCAGCCCGACUCGCUCGACAAUGUCCAAGAAAAUCCCCUAUUUGCUCAUCGGCUGCAAAAAGGACUUGAGAAACGAUCGCCAGACACUGAUACGCUCCAGCGCGCUGGUCAGAGGCCCGUCACCCCCGAACAAGGACAGGCUGUCGCUCAAAAAGUCGGGGCGAGGAUGUACUUGGAGUGCUCAGCGAGGACGGGUGAAGGUGUUAGAGAGGUGUUCCAGUAUGCGACGCGUACUGCCCUCUUGAAGUUCACAAAGCCAAAGCCCAGCGCCUGCGUCAGCUUGUAA